AUGGACGCAGGAGAAGGCCAGGCGCCUUUCUCCCCCACCGUGGCCGAACAUCAGCGCAACAUCCAGGUCGACAAUGCUAUUCGCGCUAUUAAAGAGAAGAAGCCUCUACCUGAGAUUGAUUUUAGCAUUCAUACUAUGGAAGAUGGCACUCAAGUUAACACCAUGGAACGGGUCUGCAAAGAUGUGCAAGCUCCCGCCACAUUCAAGCCUACCGAUGAACAAUUCUUCGAGGACGAAACCCAUACCAAACCCAAUAUUACUUUCCUGAAACAACACUUCUAUCGCGAAGGUCGAUUGACCGAGGAGCAAGCCUUGUGGAUCAUCAAGACUGGAUCCGAGCUCCUACGCAACGAGCCCAACCUCCUAGAGAUGGAUGCUCCCAUAACAGUUUGUGGUGACGUUCACGGUCAAUACUACGAUCUUAUGAAACUUUUCGAAGUUGGCGGCGACCCGGCUGAGACGAGAUAUCUUUUCCUUGGCGACUAUGUAGAUCGAGGCUACUUUAGUAUCGAGUGCGUUCUAUACCUAUGGUCUCUCAAGAUACAUUACCCGAAGACUCUCUGGCUCCUGCGCGGCAACCACGAAUGUCGUCAUUUGACCGACUACUUCACCUUUAAGCUUGAAUGCAAGCACAAGUACUCCGAAUCUAUCUACGAGGCCUGCAUGGAAUCUUUCUGUGCCCUUCCGUUGGCUGCUGUCAUGAACAAGCAGUUCCUCUGCAUUCACGGUGGGCUUAGUCCCGAAUUGCACACCUUGGACGAUCUGAGAAAUAUCGAUCGUUUCCGAGAACCGCCAACCCAAGGCUUGAUGUGCGAUAUCCUCUGGGCUGAUCCUCUCGAGGAUUUUGGCCAGGAGAAGACGAGCGAGUACUUCAUGCACAAUCAUGUUCGCGGUUGCUCGUACUUCUUCUCCUAUCCGGCCGCAUGUGCUUUCUUGGAAAAGAACAACCUACUCUCUAUCAUCCGCGCGCACGAAGCGCAAGACGCCGGCUAUCGAAUGUACCGUAAGACCCGAACGACCGGAUUCCCGAGCGUCAUGACCAUCUUCUCUGCGCCGAACUACCUCGACGUCUAUAACAACAAGGCUGCAGUAUUGAAAUAUGAAAAUAACGUUAUGAACAUUAGACAGUUCAACUGCACGCCGCACCCAUACUGGUUACCUAACUUUAUGGACGUGUUUACUUGGUCCCUACCUUUCGUUGGCGAGAAGAUCACCGAUAUGUUGAUCGCCAUCCUGCACACCUGCUCGGAGGAAGAGCUCAAAGAAGACACACCUAUGUCGUCAUCCCCUGGCCCACAGUCUCCUCCCCUCGGAGGACCCUUUGCGGAUCCCGAUUCGAUUGAGUACAAGAGGCGGGCCAUUAAGAACAAGAUCUUGGCCAUCGGUCGACUAUCGCGAGUUUUCCAAGUAUUGCGUGAGGAGUCGGAGAAGGUUACAGAACUCAAGACUGUGUCAGGUGGACGACUACCCGCAGGAACACUUAUGCUUGGCGCUGAAGGAAUCAAGAAUGCUAUCAACACUUUCGAGGAUGCCAGAAAGGUCGAUCUCCAAAACGAGAGGCUACCACCCAGCCAUGAUGAGGUUCAGAAACAUCAAGACGAGGAACGACAGCGAGCUUUGGAACAAGCUUCCAGAGAGGCCGAAAAUGACAAGAAGUUGCAAACUUUAUCCAGGAGAUUGAGCACUGAUCGCAAGCGAUGA
Messenger RNA from Hypoxylon trugodes, 1701 nucleotides. RefSeq names its product Metallo-dependent phosphatase-like protein. The transcript is spliced from 4 exons. The coding region runs from base 1 to 1701 and encodes 566 amino acids. NCBI's taxonomy places the organism in Eukaryota, Fungi, Ascomycota, Sordariomycetes, Xylariales, Hypoxylaceae. The record is from RefSeq and is a predicted model, not a curated record. Gene Ontology annotation, molecular function: calmodulin binding; calmodulin-dependent protein phosphatase activity. Gene Ontology annotation, biological process: fungal-type cell wall organization; calcineurin-mediated signaling. Gene Ontology annotation, cellular component: cytoplasm; calcineurin complex.